AUGGCAUACACGGGUAUUGCUGCAACAUUACUGCCUAAUGGUAAAACAGUACAUAAGACUUUUGGUUUACCGGUUCCUAUGUUUCAUGAUUCAUCUUCAAAUAUUAAAAUACAAUCUAACGAAGGCAAACUUCUGAAAAAUGCUAAAGUUUUCAUCUGGGAUGAAGCACCAAUGGCCCCGAGGUAUGUUUUGGAAAUCGCUAACAGAACAUUACAGCAUAUAAUGAACAAUGACCUUCCAUUCGGUGGAAAAAUAAUGAUUCUGGGCGGUGAUUUUAGACAGCUUCUUCCAAUACAAGUUAAUGGAACACGCAGUGAAAUAUUAAAUUUGUCUCUAAAAAAUAGUCAUUUGUGGACAUUUUUUUCCAAAUUUCAAUUAAAAACAAACAUGAGGGUUUUGCCUAAUGAAAUCGAAUUUGCUAAAUUUUUGUUACAAGUUGGUGAUGGAACGUUGAAUGAUGAAAAUGUUAAUCUACAGCUUCCAGAGCAAAGUGUACUUCCUGUAAAUGAAUGUAUUGUUCAAAAUAUUUUCGGUAACUUAAUUAAAGAUAAGAAAUUUGAUGAUAUCACCCACUGUGCAAUUUUAUCUGCUCGAAAUGCUGAUGUAGAUGAAAUGAACAUGAAAGUUACUAAUCUAUUAGAUAAAAAAACUGAACACAUCUACACUGGUAUAGACAGUACAGAGAACUGCGACAAUGGGGAGAUGCAAGAGAUUCUUCUGCCAGAAUAUCUCAAUUCAUUAAAUCCACCGAACUUUCCGCCUCAUAAAUUACGCCUAAAAAAAUAUUGCAUAGUAAUGUUAAUUAGGAAUAUAAGCAUCAGUGAAGGAUUAUGUAAUGGAACGAGAUUACAAAUAAUUGAUUUUUCAAAUCAUUUACUAAAAUGUAAAAUAUUGACUGGAGAUAAAUGUAAUAACAUAAUAUUUCUUAAUAGAAUCACAUUAUAUUGUGAAAAUCUAUAUCCAUUUACUUUCAAAAGACGUCAAUUUCCUAUUCGAUUAGCUUUUGCUAUGACGAUUAACAAAGCUCAAGGACAAACAUUAAAAACACUUGGAAUAGAUCUUCGGAGAGAUGUUUUCAAUCAUGGUCAACUCUAUGUCGCUAUGUCUAGAGUAAGAUCAUGGGAUUCGUUAAAAAUUUAUCUGGGAAAUCAAAGGCAUAAUUUAUUGGUUAAAAAUUACGUAUACACAGAAUUAUAUUCAAAAAAAUAUCGUUUACUUUCAACUUCAGAUGGAACCUGA
This is a messenger RNA of Phymastichus coffea, 1239 nucleotides long. Its product is annotated as ATP-dependent DNA helicase pif1-like. The coding region runs from base 1 to 1239 and encodes 412 amino acids. NCBI's taxonomy places the organism in Eukaryota, Metazoa, Arthropoda, Insecta, Hymenoptera, Eulophidae. The record is from RefSeq and is a predicted model, not a curated record. The transcript has a single exon. Gene Ontology annotation, molecular function: DNA helicase activity. Gene Ontology annotation, biological process: DNA repair; telomere maintenance.